AUGGUUGAGAAAAUAGAUCCCGAAAGACAUGGUUUUUCCUUGGGAACACUGUUUCGAACAAGUCUCCUCUGGCAAACCAAGGAGUUCUUCAACAAUUCCACCCUCCAUGGUGUGAGAUACAUUGCUGAACAGGGAAGACCCUUUGCCGAGAGAUUUAUGUGGUUUUGCUUCACAGCAAUUGGAGCUGUUGCAGCAUUUAUCAUUAUUGUGAGUCUAUGGGAGAAAUUCCAAACCAAUCCCACAAUCACAGGUCUUGAUACGGAUUUUCACAAUCAACAUGUGAUCUUUCCCACAAUCCUCAUUUGUCCCCUUGAGCCCUAUGAUUUGGACAAAGUAAAAGCUUUUGCUGAAGAAAAAAUUUCCCAAUUUGAUUCUGAUUAUGAACUAUACGAAGAAUUCCUGAAGAGUCUCACAAGUCUUUCAUAUGGAACUUUCGAUGAGGCAGUAAAAAAGAGCGAAGAUUUCGUAAACGACCGAAAAACCGACGAAUUGUCUUUGCGAUCUGCCGCUUUUGCCUCAGCCAUCUCAUGCUCUGACCUAUUCUCCUUCUGUGAAUUCCGUGACGAUCUCAUUGAAUGCUGCAACAGUUUCCUGCCCAAAUACACUGAGCAUGGCUUUUGCUAUGCUUUCAAUCCUCGCUUCCAGGAAACCGAAGAUACAAUUGAUCUCUUCAAAUUGCAACAUGAGCUCCUGGAGACAGAUCGGAAAUGGGCUAUUCAACUCAAUCUUCAACGCGACGCCAAUAUUUUCGUUCAUGCCCAAUCCGAAAUUUCUGGAUGGGAUUUCCGCCCACAGCUCGAAUGGCACACAACUUUCUCAUCAGAUAUCCUUAUCACAAUGAAACAAACUUAUACCACGGAAGAAGCUCGACAACUUAGCAUAGGGCAGAGGAAAUGUAUUUUUCCAAAUGAGGUUCGUAUCAAAAGCUUCCCAUUCGACGAAGAUUAUACCUUCACGGGAUGCAUGAUGGACUGUAGAAUUCAAAAGAGUAUCAAACUAUGCCACUGCUUGCCACCCUUCUACCAUUCUCUGCCUGGAUCUUCAACACCAUAUUGCAAAGUUAAAGAUCUACCCUGCCUAUCUCACUACGCCAGCAAUAUCACCCAAGUCAUGGACUGUCGUCAGUGUGAAUUGAGUUGCCUUCACACUGUCUAUGAUGUGGAUAAAUUAACCAAAGUCUCAGAUUCUGAGACCACCCAAGAAGGAAAUAUGUACAUCAAUGUUGAGUACUUGACAUGGCCAAUCAUUCGCUACAAACGAGAAGUCCUUUUCGGCUGGGUUGACCUUUUGGUGUCUUUCGGUGGAAUUGCUGGACUCUUUCUGGGAUUCAGUUUACUCUCAGGCGUAGAGAUCCUGUACUAUUUUUCCCUCAGAGCAUGUUGCAUGAUCUGGAAGGAUCGUCCCGUACUGGAGGAAGUUGAACUCGAGAAAAUAAAUCGACCACCAGAAAGAGUCAACUUGAGUCUCCGAAUUGGCAAGAGCAAUUGUGAACCAGUGAAGCCACGAGAAAUCAAAAGUGCACCAGCAAAUACUCGAAGGCAGAGGAAACAUGAGAUACCACUCAAAACCACCCCCUUUAAGCAAUCUCAUAUCUCAGUCAUACAUUUAAAUGAAACAACAACGAAUGAGAAAUCACUCAAUUUUCGGUAUCUCCCAUAA
Molecule: messenger RNA, 1659 nt
Organism: Phlebotomus papatasi
Lineage: Eukaryota; Metazoa; Arthropoda; Insecta; Diptera; Psychodidae
Gene: ppk23
Product: pickpocket protein 28
Exons: 3
Coding region: 1-1659 (552 amino acids)
Biological process (GO): sodium ion transmembrane transport
Cellular component (GO): membrane
Molecular function (GO): ligand-gated sodium channel activity
Source: RefSeq, a predicted model, not a curated record